UGUGAUCAAUUGCACGAGUUUGCAACUUGGUUUAUUCAUAAGUCGAGGCUACCAUCAAAAUAUUUUAAGUAUGGCAAGGAUCAUGACGACAAGACUUUGUCCAAAUCUUGCGGCAUUUGUUAUACUGAUGCUAGCAUUUGGUUUGUCCUCAAAAAUGUCCGAUGAAGUUCGACGAGGAAAACUUGUUGGAACGAUGACACGGUUUACGUAUCUUUUUGCUUUUGGUACUUGGCUGGGAAUCCAGUUCUGGGCCACUUUCAUCGCAGGCGCGACAAUGUAUUUCAACAUGGCAAGACACUCCUUUGGUCAACUACAGAGCAAACUUUUCCCCAAGUAUUUCCUGGCUGGCAGUUAUUUAUCUGUGUUAUCCCUUACUUCGUAUAUUCUCAUGCACCCUAUGGACGUAUGGGAAGGGCGCCAUAAAAUACAAAGAGCGGUGAGAGAUUGCCGAGAAAAAAGAACUUGCAGAAAGCACCUUAUAAGAAAAAACAAAAUAUCUAAGGAUCUGUGUUCUUCGACUAUGCAAAUGACGUCGAUGUUUGGGCAGAAAGUUUUCUGUUGUGUGCUGGCCUUGAUAAUCGCCUCGUUUUCUGAAAAUAUCAAGCUUUUAUUUCGUGAUGGGCUGUUUAAUCGAACUUUUCAACUUUAUAUCCAUUCUCUCUCCAUUAGUUCUUGGAUUGGAACUCAAGCUUGGGUCAUCUUUGUUGCUGGUAUCACAAUGUACUUUAAUAUGCCACGYCAUGUAUUUGGUCACAUACAGUCCAAACUCUGGCCGAUCUAUUUUAAGCUUGGGACCACUUUAACAGUCAUCGCUCUUCUAACGAAUAAAGCAGUAUUAGGACUUAAAGAAAAAAAGACCCCCAUGGAAGAGUUACAGUUUGCAUCCGGUCUCCUCGUCUCUCUUCUUUGUGGAGUACUGAACUGCUUCGUGUUUGAACCCAACGCCACAAGACUCUGGAUGGACAGAUUUGCUUUUGAAAAAGAACGAGGAUUUGGAAACGAGAUUGGUCCAAUCAAAGACAAGGAUCUAUUAUCCAAUCAAAAGUACAAGGCUCUUACGCAUGCGUUCGCUAAGUAUCAUGGGAUGUCGUCGUUGGCGACUGUCUUUUCCUUCAUUGGUGGUCUUGUACAUCUAUGGUACUUGACGUGUCACUUAAUAACGUGACGCUCGCCAUGCCUUCUUAGGAACUAUAUAUCUAAAAAUUAAAAUGUCAGAAUCUUAUUGUAUAAUAGUGUACAAACUAAGUAGAUGAUAUUCCUUCAAAGCACUAAACAUUUUGAUAUUAAGGGCUUGCACAAGCUCAAUCAAUCAUUUUACAAUGAACUCUAAUUAUGUCCACGAAACAUUUUGUAAGAAAUUUCUAACUAUUUCAACAAUGGAGAACAAAGGAUUUUGUUCGAGCUCUGCAUAAUUUCGCUAGCGAAGUAUUUAGUGGAUAUAGAGAAUGUAGAAGAAUAAGGUGUAAGCUAUCCAGCUGAUCUGAGAAAAAAUGUUAGCCAAUCAGAAUCGAGAAAAUUUGCAAAACUGAAUUGUCACCCUUGGUAGCCUGGCUUUCAAAAUGGCGGACUUACGUGCUCGACGGGGAAAAGUUUAUUGUUUAUUCUUCUUUGUCCUUGGGGUGAUUUUCUGAAAUCUCUUCGCUGGCUUUUGUGUAUCUUGAUCUUAAAAGGCCAUUGAACAUUUUGUUGAGUCCAUUGUACAUCCUAAUAAUCCAUUGGAGGUUGUGAUUUUCCGUUUUAGCAGAUAAUAUGAAUAGAUUUUUAUUUUCAACACUUACAAAUGUUUUAUAUUUUCGCCGGCUCGCGACGCGUCCGUCCACUGCUCACGCAAAUAUUUAUGCAUUUAAUUAAAUUUGGUAGACCGCUGGUCAGUCCUGUGGGCCCAAGGACAACUCAGUUUUGCAAAUACGUCAUCAUGACGUCACAUUUCAGAUCAGCUGGAUUUAUUUAUUAUGGUAGAGUGCAAACACUAAAACCAUGAAAACUUAAGUAAUUACAGUGCUAAAUUGUAGACUGAA
Messenger RNA from Exaiptasia diaphana, 2018 nucleotides. RefSeq lists its product as uncharacterized. Bases 71 to 1165 code for a protein of 364 amino acids. The record is from RefSeq and is a predicted model, not a curated record. The transcript is spliced from 6 exons. NCBI's taxonomy places the organism in Eukaryota, Metazoa, Cnidaria, Anthozoa, Actiniaria, Aiptasiidae.